Messenger RNA from Drosophila montana, 911 nucleotides. RefSeq names its product CCHamide-2 (gene CCHa2). The transcript has 4 exons. The record is from RefSeq and is a predicted model, not a curated record. Gene Ontology annotation, molecular function: neuropeptide hormone activity. NCBI's taxonomy places the organism in Eukaryota, Metazoa, Arthropoda, Insecta, Diptera, Drosophilidae. Gene Ontology annotation, biological process: neuropeptide signaling pathway. The coding region runs from base 201 to 626 and encodes 141 amino acids.
CAACACCAAACGCGCAGAAAAAGAUUCAAAAUAUUAGUUACAACUUUUUAAGGUGCAGUGUGGCAGCAUUGAUUUGCAACUACCAGAUCUGAUUAUAACUAACUAAAACAAGGUGUCAACUUUAUGUUAACAACUUUAGCUUGGCUGAACCACAACCGUAUACUCAACAAAUAAGUUAAAAAAAAAAACAAAUUGUUAAUAUGAAAUCCACAAUUUCGCUGCUGCUGGUUGUCAUCUGCACCGUCGUCCUGGCCGCCCAACAGAGCCAGGCCAAAAAAGGCUGUCAGGCCUAUGGGCACGUCUGUUACGGCGGACAUGGGAAGCGGUCCUUGAGUGCGGCGGGCACCAGGGCCGGCAGUGCUGCGUCUGCCAAUGCCGUUGGCCUGGACCAGGAGUUUGUGCGUCCAAAUGGUCUGCUGCCAAUGCUGGCAGCAAAUGAACAGGCGCCCGCUGUGCCCGAACCGGAGUUCGACGAUUAUCCGUCGCGUCAAGUGCUCUACAAGAUAAUGAAGUCGUGGUUUAACCGCCCGCAUCGACCAGUACCUCGCCUAGGUGAGCUGGAUUACCCGCUUUCGAGUUCCGGCGAAAGUUUUAACCGCGAAGUUGCGCUGAACGCGCUCAACUAAGCUCAAAAUCCAACUUGGCAUUAACUUCAGCAUCAAUUGAACCAAAUGAAUCACUUUCCCAAACUGCAACAACAACUUACACAGCAACAACAACAACAUUAUCAACUACUUAUUAAUGUUAAUUAAAAUUGUUUCAUAGGUGUCUACACAUAGAGCAAGAAAUUAUUGCUAAUUGCAUAAACUGUGAAAGUUGAAAAUUAACUGAAAUUUUUAAGGGCUGGUAAAAAUUUCGGUGUACAAAAAAAAUGAACAAAAACGUUUUCAAUAAAAUACAAGAAAAUGCUA